CAGGAUCCAGCUGCUCCAUGGCCUCAUCCCUUCAUUGUUCAGGAUCUAGUCCAGGCCUUCAUGAUGGUGGCCAUGUUUUUCCCCGAGUCAAAUGUGACGGCCAACGUGACAGAAUUCUUGAAAUCCGACGAAUGCGAAAGCUUUAGAAAUUCUCUCUUGUUCAGUCCACAAGAACGAUGCAAAUCUCAGCCUGAUCGAAGGAGCCGGACAAGCUAUAGAUUUCGCGAUAAGAAAUUCUGGGAUGGGUGGAAUGAGGUUUUAAAAGGUCCAGGAUAUUUCACAGACAUUUUCCCUCUCGACUGGAGCAUGAACAUCCGCCCAACUAUAGCUAAACUGUACCGAGCGGGAAUCAUCGCCCCAGCCUACUGUCAGAACGAUCCGCAAAUCGUCCCGGGAGUGGCCGUGGCAGCGACAGAACCUCAUCGCCCAGACGAAUUGGACCUUUUCAUCUGCUACGAGGAUCGAUACAAAAACUUUCCACAAAUAUUCCCGCCUUCCUUUGCCGGACCAGACAAAUGGACAACGCUGCUGCCCCACGCUCAGGCCGUCGGCCGUCCCUGGGAGUGGAAGUUUGUGCCCAAGGACAUGCCUGGCAGCGAGUUCAGCGUACACCACACCGUAAGCAAGAGGCUGGAACUGCUGAAGGAGCAGUUUGGCGACCGUGUGUAUAGCAGAGCGGAUUUGAUCCUCGUUAUGGGCGAGGAUGUGGCGGAUUUGUUAAAGUACUGUGUGGCUGUGACGUUUGCUAUGCAGACGAAGCCGUGGCUGAGGGAGGUUGAUCUGUGGAAGAGCUUUAUCAACGUCGAGCUGGAAUUUAUGCAGCAGUUGGAUCCUUACUGGCUUGAUUGA
This is a messenger RNA of Trichoderma atroviride IMI 206040, 849 nucleotides long. Lineage: Eukaryota; Fungi; Ascomycota; Sordariomycetes; Hypocreales; Hypocreaceae. The record is from RefSeq and is a predicted model, not a curated record.